AUGCGCAGAAAGGAUGGGUUUAUGCGCAGCGGGGCCGGGCCGGGGCUGGCUGCAGCCCGAGGCGGUGCCAGGCACCGGCAGCACUGCAGCCCCCAGGGGCGCUGCGCGGAGCGGGCGGAGCGCGGGAGGGAGGGGCGGGGAGGGGCUGGCCGCGGGGGCGGGAGCGGGUGGGGCGCGAGGCGCUCCGCAGCCAAUGGGAGGCUGCGCUCGGCCCUUGACCAAUCAGCGCGGGGGGCGUGGUCGGCGGCCCCGUUGGAGAGUGCUGCGGAGGAAGCAGCCGGAGAGGGGCGCUGGGAGCUGGCAGCGGAGCGGGACCGGAGCGGCUGCGAGCGCAGAGCCGGGGCAGGGCGAAGCUCGGAGCCUCUCAGCCCCACAGCCGCCAGUGAGGCAGGGGAGCAAAGCAGGAGCCUGCAGCACCGAGAGGCGGCGGCGAGCGAGGCUCUUGAGACGCCUGGCAGCGGCUCCGGGGGCAGAGCCGGCCCGGCCCAGGCGAGCCUCGCCACGGCCCUCGGCGGCUGCCGUCCGACUCCGUCCCGCCGGCGGGAGCCGCCCCGAGCCCUGCAGGCGUCCGGCCGCGGUGCUCGGCGACGGUGGCUGCCGGUGGAGCCCAGCGGCAGCGAGACGCCAGCGGCGGCAGCCUGCAUCGCCUCUGCUUCUCCCAGCCGGCAGAGGGUCCAAGGUGAACGUUGCAGGCUGAGCAGCACAGCCCAGGAGCAAGCCAGGAGCACUGCAGCCCUUCAUAAAGACCUGCAAGCUGCUGCCUCGUGCCUGUGGAUGCCUUGGCCAGAAGGUGCAGCUCCAUACUGCAGCGAGCAGACCUCCCAAGAUGAACGUCCAGGACUCAGAAGGGACUCACUGCCAGUGCCCAGAGCCGGAGGACCUGGCCUCGAUGGCAAGCUGCAGGGAGGCAUUCCUGGCUGGAGCGUGGCAAAGAGAGUUGGCCGUGGGCAGGCACAAGGUAGCAGGCCUGGCUGUGUGCUGCUCUCCAGCAGUGCCCCUGAGUGGAAGCGGAGCUGAGCCCAGCCCUGCUGUGCCCCCGUGCAGGGAGCUGCCUGCGAGCAGAGCCAGGCCUGGCACUGGAGCUUGCAAGGUGCUUCUGCACAUCAGCCCCUGGGCUUCCAGAGCUGCACAGGGCCUGGCAGGUGCAGGCUGCCUGCAGUGCCCCUGGGAGGGCAGGAAGGCUUUUCUGCCUGCCUUCAGGGAAAGCUGAGGCCCUGCGUGUGGGGUGUGGUGCUGGGGGCAGUGCUGGCUGCUGUCACUGACUGCUGGCCCAUGGAGCACGGCACAGCUGUGCUGCCUGCAUGGGCACAUGGCACAGGCCAACUGCUGCCUGCAGGUUGGAGGUGCUUCUGGAUGAGGCAGAGCUGAGGCCAGGGAUGGGGAGAGAGAGUGAAUGGCAGCUGAGUGUGCGUGAGAGGGAGAAGCAGCAGGAUGCAGAGUGGGAGAGAAAGAAGGCAAAAGAAAAAGCACAACAAAAGCUCUGCCAGAAGACUGCUCUGGUUUGGCACAGCCCUGGCCAGUCUGU
Molecule: messenger RNA, 1525 nt
Organism: Pogoniulus pusillus (Red-fronted tinkerbird)
Lineage: Eukaryota; Metazoa; Chordata; Aves; Piciformes; Lybiidae
Exons: 5
Coding region: 1-1017 (338 amino acids)
Source: RefSeq, a predicted model, not a curated record